Acaromyces ingoldii is the source of this 330-nucleotide messenger RNA. RefSeq lists its product as hypothetical. Gene Ontology annotation, biological process: regulation of DNA-templated transcription. The annotation marks the transcript as partial. The record is from RefSeq and is a predicted model, not a curated record. The transcript has a single exon. NCBI's taxonomy places the organism in Eukaryota, Fungi, Basidiomycota, Exobasidiomycetes, Exobasidiales, Cryptobasidiaceae. Gene Ontology annotation, molecular function: zinc ion binding; DNA-binding transcription factor activity, RNA polymerase II-specific.
CAGACGCCAAAGAAGCGGUUUGCGUGUCCCAAGUGCAGCCGGCUCUUUUCGAGGCAGGAGCACGUCGCCCGCCACUUUGCCUCGCACAGCAAUGAGACAUCGUUUGUCUGCCCCAAGUGCUCGCGCUCCUUUGGCCGGAGGGACGCGCUGAAGCGGCACCAGUCGGUCCACCAGCCCCGCAGAGCACCGCUCCCGCGCGAGCUCGACGAUGUGGCCGCCGAUGCCCGACGGCGAGCAGCACUCUCGCGGACUAAGCGGGCGUGCUUGCGCUGUGCCAGGGCCAAGCUCAAGUGCGAUGGCAACGAGCCAUGCUCGCGGUGCAGGGAGCGC